AUGCUAGCCUCAAUAUUAAAAAAUUAUGGCUUCUAAUAUUCCACGGCGGCUCAUUUCAUUUCUUUUACUAAAUCACUUGGAACUAGUGCUUAGCGAUCUAUUUCAGGACAGGGAAUGGCUCAAUCCAGACUAUUUAUGCAGAGUAUGCGUAGAAAAUUUAGCACAAAGCCCAAAAAUCCAAGCAGCGGGAUGAGUAAGCCACAGAAAUAGAAGAAUGAGAAUAUAUAUUCUGCGCAUGAAGUUCCCGUCUUCCAAUUUGAAAAUGGCUAUUACCUGCUUUACUAUCACAAAACUACCUGGUUGAGACUGUUUGGAUUAUACUUGAGAUUCUUGAUUCCAUUGGCAAUUUUUGCAUAUUAUCUUAAGAAGAACCCAUUAUAUUCAUCAUACCCUGUGGUAAUGCCCUUCACGGUCAUCUUUUUCGGUAUAACAUUUUAUCGCAUGAUCAAGUAUUCCAGAAGAACAAACCAUAUGGUUUAGUAGAUUCUCCUAGACCCUACUGGCACUGAACUCGUAUUUAUCUAUCAGAAUAAAAUUCUGAGAAGAUUAAGAUAGGAUAAUCUCGAUGUAACAUUAGGAGUAGCUUAACUUGCCAAUCCUCCUUAAGGAGAUGAAUAUCGUAAUCUUGUUGGAACUCUCUUCCCAGAGGAAUAUCCAUUUAAUGUGAAUGAGCAGUAAGACCUGAACUAUUUCUUUCUAAAAUACUAUAUGUCUUAGCGUAACUUAUUAGCCAUCCCCAAAAAACCUAUUUACGCUAAUUUUGAGAUAUUAUGCAAUGCAUUUGCAACUAAAAUCAUAGAUCUUUCGCAAGCAACAAUAUACAAAAUUAAGGCCUCUCAGAUCGACUCAAAAUCAAGUCUAGAGCAAUUUCUGAAGUAAAAUAAUCAGUUUGACGCUGAAAAGAUAUUAUUGAGAAUGAAUGCAUUGGAAAUGAUGGACUCUUUAGAAUAAUAGAUAUUGUUUUAAAAGGAGGAAAAUGCUAAACAGUAAGAGAUCUUAGACUAGAGAUUACAUAAGAAACACACUCAAGUUAGGAAAUCAGGUCCCACUUAUAUUGAAGGCUCUUUGAAAGAAGUUGAUGUUGAUGAAAAGCUGCAAAACAUGGAUAAGAAGUAAUAAAUAAAGAAGCAGUAGUAGUAGGAGCCAAAGGUGUAGGUUAAAGCAGGAGUAGGCGUCACGAGAGUUUUGGACCCUUACACAGAUGCUGAAAACAAAAAAACUUAGCCAUUAACCUCUUAGUCAGAGCAAACUUCAAAUAAAAAUGUAAAUUGA
Molecule: messenger RNA, 1272 nt
Organism: Stylonychia lemnae
Lineage: Eukaryota; Ciliophora; Spirotrichea; Sporadotrichida; Oxytrichidae
Source: the annotation of a GenBank genome assembly